AUGGCCAAGAGUAAAGAUGUCCGAGUAACGAUUAUUUUGGAAUGUACCAGUUGUGUUCGAAACGGCGUUAAUAAGGAAUCAACGGGUAUUUCCAGGUAUAUUACUCAAAAAAAUCGACACAAUACGCCCAGUCGAUUGGAAUUGAAGAAAUUCUGUCCCUAUUGUUACAAACAUACAAUUCACGGGGAGAUAAAGAAAUAA
This is a messenger RNA of Gossypium raimondii (Peruvian cotton), 201 nucleotides long. Lineage: Eukaryota; Viridiplantae; Streptophyta; Magnoliopsida; Malvales; Malvaceae. The record is from the annotation of a RefSeq genome assembly.